GGACUAUGCCACGGAUCUCCUGUGGUCUCCAUUUUUCUUUUUCGGUUUCAUUUUACUCGGAUCGUCGCCUCCGGACUUCCCCUGAGACCUGGGGAUGGCGAAGAAAGUACCUGUACGACGUCCACCGCAUUUUCCAGCCCCUGCGAGACACGGCGAUGUGACCUGUCCGAUAACGUCCCUCUUCCCCGGCCAACUAUUGAGACAUCCCUUGCAAAGUGUCGAGAACGUGGACGACGAUGAUCACCGACUAGCUUCACUUGCCGUCGUGGGGCGUCAUUUCGGAUCAACGUUGAGGCGGGCCGUUUGGCUGCAGAAAAGCGUCGAGCAUCGAGAAGGCCAUCGUCGGCAGGAGUUCUUUCAUGCAGGCUGGCUGGCUGCUCCCUCCGUCCUCCUUCCUUUCUCCCUGCUCCAUGGAUUGUGCCGGCGGCCUUUGAUCUCAGCUGCUGUCGGGUGGCUCUCCGGUGUUGACUCCUACCGUCCCAAACGACUCCAGCGCCCCAGGGGUUCCUGGUGUUUUGCACAGGCUCCAGUUUAUUUAUUAAACGGUCUAUUUUUGCGCAUUCGCCGCGUUCUCGCCCAACCACCACUACGCCCAACUCUUCUAGUCGGUCUUUACUCUCGCCUACGUCGGUCGCAGCUGUCUCCAAUCGUCUGCUCCGUAUACACUCGUUUCCCGUCGUCGCCUACAACGCACCGUUCAUUCACUGCCCCCUUUUUCUUUGGCCCGUCGUUUCUUUCACCUUUUCACUCUCGUUCGCUUAUCGCCUCGAAAGCGCUUCCACCGAUCCCGACUCCUAAUUAAUCCGCCGCCCAGUCCAUUCACAAUGGCUUCGCCGUCUCUGUCGGACCUGGAGCAGCGGAAUCGUCUCCCGACCCUGUUCGAGGUCCUGAGUCGUCGAACGCUGGCUCCGGUCGAUCUCUUUUCGUUCUAUAUUUACAUGCGGGACCAGAAGCGCUCGGUGGACUACCUGGAUUUCUGGUAGGUCCUUGAAUGACCUGGAGUCGUUGCGGCCCGGUCGCAUCUCACCACUAACCCCAACU
Molecule: messenger RNA, 1041 nt
Organism: Aspergillus steynii IBT 23096
Lineage: Eukaryota; Fungi; Ascomycota; Eurotiomycetes; Eurotiales; Aspergillaceae
Exons: 1
Coding region: 95-802 (235 amino acids)
Source: RefSeq, a predicted model, not a curated record